Molecule: messenger RNA, 1485 nt
Organism: Brugia malayi
Lineage: Eukaryota; Metazoa; Nematoda; Chromadorea; Rhabditida; Onchocercidae
Exons: 9
Coding region: 1-1485 (494 amino acids)
Molecular function (GO): zinc ion binding; hydrolase activity, acting on carbon-nitrogen (but not peptide) bonds, in cyclic amidines
Source: RefSeq, a predicted model, not a curated record
AUGAGCAAACCGGCCGCUUCGUCUCAGUUCUGUUGUGAUUGUCUUACGGCACAGAACCGGUGUUCAUCGGAUUCCUGUCCAUGUUAUGGUGCACGACGUAUGUGCGAUGAGCAUUGUGAAUCAGCAAGGUACCGUGGUGAUUGCCUCAAUCAAGCAAUAUGCAAAUGUUCAUGUGAAACCGAUCCAGCAAGACCGGCAAAGAAUGCAUGUUCCAAAUCGGAACGAUGUGACUGCUUACGGAUCAAGGAACCGUGUAGUAAACUUUGUGCCUGUAAACAGAUAUGCAAGAAUAAGGAGCCGCAGAAAAAAGUACUCAAGAGUGCGAAGUCAACACAAGGUUGUCAGUGCACUAAAGGAAAAAAACAAUGCGUGAAGAAAGAGUGUCCAUGUCGCAUAAUGUAUGAGUUUUGUAACAGCAGCUGCAAGUGCAAUGGUGACUGUACAAAUGGGCCAUCGAAAUUUCAUGUCCCUAAACAUGUGCAAAGUUGCUUCCUAGAACAUAAGAAUGAGAGUAGUGGAUUAAUUCUUACACUAAUCGGCGAUGAUUACAUAUAUCGGGGUGAUUUCUACCAUGAAAGCCGAAGUGAACUUCAUGUUGAAGAGCAACUCGUUGCUGCCAUUUAUGAUCUCAUUUCUAAAUAUAAGGUGGAUCUCUUCGAAGCAGUGAUAUACGUAUCCAAGAGUCCAUGUUUUCACCAGGACUGUGAUCCUAAAUGUGAGGUGGUGGAUGAAUGCAAGAGCAAUAAAGCUUGCGCAAAGUUGCUGGGUUUAUUACUGUCUAAAAUCCGCAAGGAGCUUAGUAAAGUGGAUGUUAAAAUGACUGUCAAAUUUUUAUAUCCACAUUUGAACCGCGGUGAUCUCUAUACGAAGCAGGGUAUUCUCUGCAUGCUUCAGGCUGGCAUAAAAGUCGAACCAUUAUUGCUCAAGGAUUGGUCUGCAGUGAUGGACUGGACUCCACACGCUGAUCACAAAGGAGAAUAUCUGCAGUUAUGGAACAGUCACAAUCUUGAUAAAGCAGUAGCGCAAUCUCAGUCAUUUAUCAACGAGUGUAGGCGUGCGCUCGGUCUGUCAAUGAAGUUUUGGGUUGCCGAAAUACAUGAAAUCGUUAAAAACACUAUCCUGCACUAUUCGGAAAUUCGAACAAAGUGUGGAGAACUGAACAAUGCAUUGAAACAAUUGGAUCUGACAGCAACACCGCAUAAAAUUCGUUCAACGCCAAGCAAGCGCCGCAGCUUCAUUGAUAUGCUCGAGUUACGUGACAAGCUAUUACUAAGGCAUUCGGAUAAGCACAAGAAUGGGAGCAAUAUGUCCGUUGCUAGUGAUGAUGCAAAUGCGCAAGCAAUGGUGGCAUCGUUUUGUGGUCGGUCAUUUGAUGAUGGUGAAACGAAUGAAAUCGCUCAACGAAUUGGUCGUGCUACUGCCAACAUUAACGUGGAAAUUGAAACCUUAUUGGAAUUCUUAGCUCAUAAAGGAGCUAUCGGUUAA